GGGCAGUACAUCAUUCGGAGAACAUUAAUAACAAACAAUAUUAUUGGAAUCAGGUUCCGCAAGUUUUUUUUUAAUCUAUACGGUACUCAUGGAAUUCUACAGUGGCAUGAUGACUGGGUGCUGCCAGUGCUGGAGGCAAAUUCAUACAUGAUACAAGAAGCAAUACCCGGUAGGCUAGUACAGUAAAAGAAAUCAACUGAACAAAGGUAAACAAAAUUCUGGUGAAUACUAGCAUGAUUGUUUCUUCCACAGUGCAGAAAAUUGAAUAUUAAAAGUUUGAAUAUUAAAAGUCAAUCAAUUUGGGAGGGAAGCUGUGGAACAAAUCACAAGAUCAAGCAAUCCUGGCAAUGGCAAGGAGGAAAGCUGACAGCACAUCAACUCUAGGUGCUGGCAGGUGACAGGUCAGAAGAGAGCAUGAGUUUUUUGAAUUUUAAUUCAAAGAUGUCAUCAGUGGUGUGUGGAGUCACGUAGACUGAGGGGAAUACUUCUCCAAAUUAGUACACCUUUUUUAUUUUAGGGAAUUUUGUGUUAUGCCUAGGGAAAAACGUAGUACAAAAAGAUUAGACGUAGUCGAGGAUCGGGUAUUGUGCUAUUGGCAAAAGCUGCGGGUAAAUUAUUGUUGUGGUAUUGGUGCAUAAUCUAGGAGACCUCUAAUUUGUAGAUGUCGGACAAUUUCAGAAUUUUAGCACCCUGGUCUUAUGGUAUAGAAUGUUUAAGUUGGAACGAAAAGGAGCUCUAGCGAGAGUUCUAACAGCUCUAUUUUGAAGAACUUUUAAUUUAUGCAAAUUUGCUUGGGAGGCAGCCCCCCAAGCAGCUACAGCAUAUUGUAUAUAUGGUUGGAAAAGGGCAAAGUAUACGGUUCGAAGAGUUGCGUCAUGUAUAUAAUGCUUGAGCUUUCCUAGAAUACCUACUGAUCUUGAAAGUUUCCUAUGUAUUUCAACAGUGUGGGUGUUCCACUUUAAUUUGUUGUCAAUAAUGAGCCCUAGAUAUUUGUAGAAUUGACAAUUUCGAGCGAGAUUCCAUUAAUUCUGAUUGAGAUAUUUGCGUGUCUAGUGCGAGUUUUCGGACUGAAUAACAUCAUUCCGUUCAUCUAUCUACGGUAUCUAGAAGAGUCCUUCAAACUAAACACACUGUCAUCCAAGACGAGCACCCGAAAUCGGACAUCUAAUUCUCUCGUUUUUUCGUCGCAACGAUCCCGAUGGACGAGAGAUUGCCGACGUCAGUUACUUCUUUAUCGUCGGCGCCAAAGCCAUUUAGGGCGAUCGUACUUAUAUCUGGUAAGCUCUAUGACGUGAUUGUGAUGCCGUAGUGACGUAAUUUUUGGAUGGUGUAGUCAGGUGGGGGUUAGGAUUGACAUGUGAAAAAAUUGUAUUGCUACGUUCACUAGAAGUAUGUUAGGUAUAAAACUACAUGAAAUCCAAAACUGGAAAUAUCGGUACCGUGCAGCACCGGUACGGUACUUUAAAAAUAAACUAAUAACAGAAUUUUUAACCCUUCUGCUCUACAGUUCUAGGGUGCCGUACGGUACCGGUAUCUAUAUAGCAGUAUAGGCAAAUACUGAAAUAUGGGCAAUUCUGUGGCGAAAUUAGCUGCAUUAGAUAUUGGAAUCCAACUCCUUGCAUUUCUUCCAAGUUCUUAUUUCAAGACUGAAAGGUUUUACGAUUUAGUGGGUUCAAGUACCUUCCUAUGUCUUGGAAGAUUGGGACUUUAUUUCAGUCAGAAUACAUUCAGACAAAAAUUUCAAGCAAACCCUGUAUCUGCAUGGGCAAUUGGGCUUGGAUUAUUUAUUUUUUAUCGGUUUUCGAAUUAUGGUGUCAAUAGAAGGUUUGAUGAAGUUCAAGGGAAUCCAUCCGUAUUUUUACAGUAUUGGAUGCUUCAAGGUGUAUGGGUAUUCCUGACUAUGUUACCUUUUCUACUAAACAAUGCAAUUGAAGACAGUCUUGUACCAACAACUCUAGACAAACUAGGUUGGGGAAUGUUCAGGGUUGGAUUUUUAACUGAAGUAAUCGCUGAUUAUCAGAAGUUUACAUUUCGAAAGAAUCCUGAAAAUUCUGGUAAAUUUAUCUCCCAUGGACUUUGGUCGAUAUGCCGGCAUCCUAAUUUGUUUGGUGAAACAUUACUUUGUUCUGGAUUGACUGUGACGGCUUUUUCUUCAUUUAAAAAUUGGGAAUGGUGGAGUAUAAAUAUUCUUUCGUUCACUUGUUACCUUCAAACAAGAGUUGAUGAAAUCCCUACGUUGGAACAAAGUGAAUUGAAUACAUGCGAUAAUCUGUCAGCAUAUCGGGAUUAUAUCAAGACCGUACCUAAGUUGAUUCCCUUUCCUUGCAAAACCCUAAGGUGGAAAUAGUACUUAAUUCUUCUAAUUUUUCAUAUUUAUGGUGAAAAAAUUUGGGAAAUGAGCCAAUCAUUUAAUACAAUCAAGUUAUGCAAUUUAAUUUAUAUAUUCUAUAAAAUAGAAUUUUUAUUUCAUUUUUUUUUCGGGGGAAAAGGGUAGCCGAUAAGACGGCUAAAUCGAAUGUUCCGUUGUAACGAACAUGAAUAUUCUGUAGUGAUAAUCGGCUGAAGAAAUAUUCGAAUAUUUUCUGUCUAAUAAAAUAUAUAUUCCUAAUGGCAGAUUCGUGUAUUUUGCUUUUUCCGGAUGUGACAUAUGACCUGAAUUGCCAGCAUUUUGUAAUCGGUACUUCCACUACCUUUAUUCCGUGCUAUGGUUUAGUCACUGGUGCUAAAGAUCAAGCAUCAAUUUUGUUCCGUUCCGUAUUUUGCUUUUCCCGGAUUGAUUUACACGCUAAACCUA
Styela clava is the source of this 2794-nucleotide messenger RNA. The record is from RefSeq and is a predicted model, not a curated record. Lineage: Eukaryota; Metazoa; Chordata; Ascidiacea; Stolidobranchia; Styelidae.